AGCAACAACCUUGCUCUCAUCCGCUGUACAAGAACAGCUCCUUUUAUUGGUCCAGAGCGGUGGUGUGUCAGCUUGUGACGCAACAACAGCGCCAAUCCUGGAGAGAGACACUGCCACCUGAGCUCUUCGAGACCUGACUCUCAGGUCUUUCUCAUCACGACCACCUCGGCUCUGCAGUGCAGGAGCUGUGGUGUUUUGACAAAACGGAGUCGGUGUGUCCUGCCGCGGCCAUGCUUCCCCCAAAGAACUGCCUUCCGAGGAACUACAGCUGCAUAGCCGGCCUGUUCGGGAGUCUCACGGCGGCAAACCCGAGGCUGGAAGAUGGGGAAGAUCUGGAAAUGAUGAACGGCUCUUGUGAACCCAUGGAGAACCCGGUAGUGGACGAAAGGCCCAGAGGCAGAGAGAUUUUUCUGAAGACGCCACAAAGCCCAAACCUUCGCCGAAGGUGCAAAUCGCUGCCUACACCUAUAGAAAGAGCCAAGUUAGAGAUUGUGCGCAGCAGAAGUCCAACCAGCCAGAAAAAGGUCCGGUUCGCCGACUCGCUGGGCCUGGAGCUGAUCUCGGUGAAGCAUUUCGAUGAUGCAGAUGAUCCAGAGGUGCCGGAGCGCAUCCUGGCGAAACUACCCAAAGGAACUCUCCACCAGAUGGACACAAAGUUCCCCCGGGCUCCGUCGCAGUCUGUGUUCAUGGAACUGCAGUUCACUAACCCAGGCACGAUGCCCGGCUUCCAGCAGAAAGUCAGAGAGGUGAAGGUGCUGCUUGAGACUGUGGAGACGGACGACUUCAGCCUCUCCGGGUUCGUGCGCGUCUUGAACAUGGCUUUCGAGAAGAGCGUGUCUUUGCGCUAUUCUCUAAACAACUGGAUCACAUUCAUGGACAGCUUGGCCACCUACGUCCCCGACUCGAGCGACGGCGUCACCGAUAAGUUCCGUUUCAAAAUCGUCAUGCCCACCUACCUGGACAACGGCGGCACUUUGCAGUUCGCCAUUAAAUACUGCGUCGGUGGCCGGGAAUUCUGGGACAAUAACAACGGGAACAACUACAAAGUGCGACGCCACCAGCUGAAGAUGUCGCCACCUCGGGAAUGGGAAAACGGUUGGAUUCAUUUCAUCUGAAGGUGCGCGUUUGCAGUGGCGCAUUCCGUGCGCUAUUUGCGCGUAAUGAUCCCCGGGGUACCUUACUUCUGACUGCAGCCUGUUACAUUUUUGGAUAUAUGAUUUCUGCCAUUGCCAGCUAUCCACACGCUGCGACAGAAAUGACUGAGCCAUGGUUUUAUUUUCUCCAAACGUCUGCCGUGUUGCCAGAGCCUGACAGGGUCCCGGGGUCGGUGGGAUGUGGUCAAAUGUCAGGGCUCGGUACCCUUUGGUGACAGGAGGUAUGCUCACGUUAUGUAAUCUGCCACGGAAAACGCGCUGGGCUCCCCCACUCAUUUCAGGAGACGAUGUAGCUACACUUGAGUUGAUGGCGUGGUGUUUCUCCGUCGCAUUGUUUUGCAUGUGCGCAUCCACGUUGAUUUAGGACAGGCGUCGCUGUUUAGCUGCGCUCUCAGUCCUCCAACGAUUCCCUCCAGUCACGCGCUGAAACAGAAGACAUACAUCUAAAAUAAAUCAUAUAUUAUAUAAAUAUGAAUAAAAACGUUAUUUUAUAUACAGAUAAAGGCGUAUAUUUCCUAUGUGAUUUCAUUGAAAUGCCUUAUAAGCCAUGAUGGAAGUUUAUAGCUGUAUUUAGUUUUUGUUAGAACAUCAUCAUCAAACUUACAUGGUAGAAAUAAUACUUAGUAAUCUAAAUUAGCUGUUUUUUCUUCCAUUCUUGCAAAACUCCUGCAACAUUAUCCCCCAAAACAUUACUUUCCCUUUCCAGAGGAUAAAUUAUAACAUUAAAUCUCAUAUUCAUAUGUCACGAAGGUGGUAUUUGUGAAGACUGGGACCCAUCGCUUCUAAAAUGCCUUGAUAUUUGUUUCCAUAAACCUCCAACAUGGCUGCUGUUCUCACAAAGGAAUGCAGUAGCUAUUUGAGUUUUACCUCACUUUUUUCUUCUUCAGGUCUAUUGUAAUAGAACAGAUACUAUCUAUAGUGUUAUUUUUACAUUCAGAUGAAAACUUACUAUUGUACAUUCACAGAUUUUAAACAAAACUUAUUUAACAGGUUCUGAUUGCACUGUGUAUCUGCAGUUCUGUCUACAAAGUAGCUGUCAGAGAUGACUGCAUUUAAACUGCUGUAAAGGUACUCGAUAGUCACCGCUUUGCCACUUCCGUGCUGCUCCUUGCACUCCACACAGAUGACCAAAAAUGUGAGCAACGUCACAGUGUGAAAAAUGAUGUUCUUGAUCUGCGAUCCGUCUUGGUUCUUUUAUUUUUACACCGUAUUCAGUCGCUUUUAGUGGUGGUCUGUAUUUAAUCUGCUCCCAUGGGCACAUUUUAUCUUCAAAGGGAAACUUCAGAUUGUUUAAAGUGUGUUUUGGUACGCAGAUAAAACAAUAUCUGUCAUUGAUAGCUCUUUGAACAACCUCAGUUUGGAGAAAUGGAGAUUAGUUCAGACUGAGCAAAUGACUAAUCUAGUGGCUGUUCCAAAACAACUCCAAUCUCACUAUUUUUUGUACCAAAUGUAGCAUUUCUGGCUGGAAUUUCAUUGUAAAUUUACCAGGAAUUUAAAAAUAAAUAAUAUUUAUAAAAAUGUAAAGGAUCAAAAAUAAAAUUAGCAUGAAGUACUUAAUUUUUUUAAGGCUUGGAGUUGUUUUAUGAGACUUUGUAACUAAUGUUUAACCUUUAGCUUGUCUGUGAAAUCACAACUAAUCUCUGUUUCUGCAAACGGAUGCUGCUGAUAAAGAAGUUUCCAAACAGGAACGUUCCUAACAUAAUGAUCUGAACUACUCCUUAAUGAUGGAAAAGCUUCUAGAAGUACGUGAAUGCCGAUGCGGUUCCUGCUUUCUUAACGUCGGUAUUUGGGAGGAAGCCGAGAGCUGAAAUGUCAGAAAUCUGAGGAACAACAGGCUGCGUGCUUUUAAAUUCCAGCACUCUGACUGUAAUCUGAACGCACCCUUCGCCUUUGUUUACAUCAGCGCAGCCUCAGAGGGAAGCUCUCCAUUUAAUGAGGUUGGUAUGAUGGAGACGAUUCCUGUCAACCACUUAAGUUUUGGAGCAGUUCCAUGUUGAAUCCAUCACGGGUGUUUGUCUCCAGCUUUGACACUUGUCAGGGUUGUUAGGCUAAAGCUGAUUUGUUUUGAUGAAGUGAGAGAUAUGGUAUUUAUUAUCUGCAAACACACAGCUAAUCUUAUUUUUAUGUCCAAAGCUGCUUUUAUCUCACCUGCUUAUUCAAGUCAUUGUGAACAUAUGAGGUCCAAGUAGCAGAGCCCAUUGGCAUAUGUGGAUAUUUACAUACUGUUCAAGUAAAUGUAUAUUUGGUUCAAAUAUAAGUACAGUGCAAUACUAGAAAGUGUUUAAUAUCAAAGAAUAGAUCAUGGAUUUAAAGAAAUAAUCUCUGCAAAUAGAAAGUGUUUUUUUACAGAAUAUUUUAGAAUAAAUAUUUAGUUUGGGGAUUUCUUGACACAAACUUAUUUGGUUCCACUGUGUAAUUAUAAUAAAUGUGUAGAGAUGAGAAGAUGAGGUUGAAUACUACUCAGCUGUGCUGUUGUUGGUGCAAAGAAAUCAUAACGAUCUUAAAGGGCCAGCGUCCUGGUUAGAAUCUCUUCUGUGUGUGUGUGUUUGUGUAAACUGUGCAUCAAAACACUGAAUUGUAGAUAUGUCCGUAAAUCUGUUCCAUCCUGAAUGUCUUCCUGUAACUGUUCUGUGUUCUCUGUGUUUUGAAGCAUCUGAAAGUAGUAUUGAUAUCAGUGGUUAAAGGUUGUUUUCUCAUGAUCUUGUAAAGUUAUAAAAAGCCUUUAGAAUCAUUUAACCUGAGGUUAAUGUUAGAUAUAUAUGACAAGUUAUGUUGUUCAGUUUUGAGAUGUUUUGGCUAAAUAUAAUAUGCCUGAUGUUUAAUCUGAAAUGUACAAAAAAACAAGUGAGCGGCGUACCUGGAAGCCCUGUUUUGGGCGUGCACGGGCAUCUGUCAGUUCACUUUGGGACAUUUAGGAGACGUAAAAGGAGGUAAGCGAGGAAUGAUGUGAUUGUAAUGUGGAGCAUGUGUACUCUGAAUAGUUGCUGAGGGACAUAUCAGGGCGAAAUAAGCAACACUUUGGUGUUUAAUAGCUUUUUUGCAUGAUUGACUUAUGAUUGUGGUAAAUAGUCAGAGCAGGUCUGCAGUGAGAGGAAGAUACGGGGUGUGAUUUAUGACAUGCAAGCUCCUGCUGUGAGUAGUUUCUAGGCAAAAUGCUUUCCAGCAUUUGUACUACUGUUGUCUUUCAUCACAGACAGCUCACCUGAUUACUUCAUGAUCGUUUAUAAUCAAUCACUGGUGCUUUAUGUCUUUAGUUUGCUUUCUUUAACUUUUUCGACCGACCUUAUUUUUGUGUGGUAGCAUCUGGCACUGUGACAUGUCGUUUAUGUGUCCUUUUGUUUCUCUUAACGAUGACCUUUUGCACGAGCAGCUGAAACAUUUAUUUUUUUCUCUUUCACUUUUAUUGUAACUGAUAUUUUGUUUAAAAAAAUACUCAAUAAAAUAAUUUAUGAUGGAAA
Molecule: messenger RNA, 4612 nt
Organism: Nothobranchius furzeri (turquoise killifish)
Lineage: Eukaryota; Metazoa; Chordata; Actinopteri; Cyprinodontiformes; Nothobranchiidae
Source: RefSeq, a predicted model, not a curated record